AUGGCUUCCUGCGGCGUGCUCCUCCUUUGGGCGCUGCCCCGGCUAGUGGCUCUGUCCCUGCUCUCUUGCCCUCAUCCUUUGCCAACCAUCGGCCAGUCGACCUUUGCCCCUGGCGGCAUACCAUUGCCGGAACGUCGGCAUCAACCACUCGGCCGAGCCAGUCACUAUCAGCGGCGCCAGCUCACCUCCAUCCUCUUGCAGGCAUGGGCCUGCUCUGCGCUGCCCCUUGAUCCAAUGCUCCCUUCCAUCCGCUGGCGCCGGCGCCGGGCUUGCUGGGUGCCCCGCCGAGGCCGUGGAAGGGUCCGCCGGCGACUACGCCGCCGCACUGGCUUCAUCGGGAUCCGUGUGGGGGAGGCAUCAAAUCCAGGGCCUCCAGCCCCUGGCACCCCUGUCGGCGGCGAGCGGCAACCUAUGGUGGUUGAUGCCUCUGGGCCAGGGUCGCGUGAGCGAUCCCCGCCGGCAGCUCGCCGGACUGAGCGGGUUUUCUGCCCUGUUCCAGGGUGCCCCGCCGCUGCUUCGUCUGGCCGUGGCUGGACCUCCCACGCAGCCAUGCGACCGCACCUCGAAGAUCACGCCGCUGGCACCUUGGAAGGGGAAGUCCCCCAGGCCUAUCGGGCUCGCCAUCACCUUGACCUGUGCUCGGUUUGUGGGGGGUUAGUGGCAUCCCGCUUCAAUGGUGCGCACCCACGCUGUCGGCCAGCAGCUCGCCGAGCUGUCGUGCCAGUCCCUGCCGCAGGCCUGGCACUGCCUGGGCCGUCCAUUGAAGCCGUCUUCGCUGAGCCUGCCCCAGUCCUCCGGCAUGUCCCCAAAGCUGCGCGAGCCGCUUGGGCACAAUGCCUUUCUCGCGCCCUUGGGCAAGUGGCAGGCAACAACACCUUGCAAGCGUGGCGGGACUUCUUCAUGCUCCCCAAGGCGGUGCUCCACCCUGCUCCACGUGGAGGGCGCCGGCACCGCCUCCAGGCCGCGCAGUUCACCCAGCGGCGCUGUGCCAGAUGGCUGGCUGGUGAGCGCGAGGAACUUUGGGGAGACUUGCCCGGUCCUCGCCGUCGCCGGCCUCGGGACGAUGAUGAAGAGGCAGCGCAGGCUGCCAGGCAGGCCCGAUGCUGUGCCUUGGCCGCUGAAGGGGAGCUCUCACGUGCCUGUGCUGCCCUGGUGUCUCCGCCACUCUUGGACAACACGACUGAUGUUGUUUCCAAGCUGCAAGCCAAACACCCCCGCGCCGCCCCUGCCCGCCCGGCUCUCGUCGCUCUAGGGCUGCCUGCCUUAGCUGCUGUGCCCGAGCUGGCGGUGGAGGACGUCAUCCAUGCCAUCCGCUCCUUCAGCCGUGAAAAAGGCGCGGGCCCCACUGGCCUUCGAGGUGACCACCUUCGCGAGGCCCUCGCUUCCCCUCAUGGAGACGAGAUGGCUGUCCAGCUUGCCGAUGUUGUGAAGCUGCUCGUCCGCGGAGAGGCGCUGGCCGAGAUUGCGCCCCACCUUGCUGGAGCUUCCUUACACGCAUUGCCGAAAGGGGUUGACGAUGUGCGACCCAUCGCGGUUGGGGAAGUCUUGCGGCGGCUGACUGCCACGUGCCUUUGCUCCGACGUGCGCAACUCUGCCCGGGAUCUUCUAUGCCCUUUACAAGUUGGGGUGGCCACCCGCAAUGGCACUGAAGCAGUUGUCCACACUGCCCGACACUGGGCGCAGAGGCAUGCAGGGCAGGCUGAACAGGUUCUCCUCAAAAUUGAUUUCAGCAAUGCCUUCAACUCGGUCGACCGGGCUUCUCUCCUCCGCGAGACUCGCCUCCGCCUGCCAGGCUUGUCCCCUUGGGCAGAGUGGUGCUAUGGUCUCCACUCGCGGCUGCUGUUCCAAGGCUCGCCUUUGAGUUCUGAAACCGGGGUGCAACAAGGUGACCCGCUUGGCCCUUUGUUGUUCUCCUUGGCAUUACAGCCGGCCCUCCAAGCUGCUGCCCGUGGAGGCCCUCCGGAACUUCGACCCUCGCUGGUGGUGGCUUACCUGGAUGAUGUGUGCUUGGCUGGCUCAUAUCGUCAAGUCAGCGCAGGCUUGGUCCGCUUGACGGCGGCCGCACGCCAUGUCGGAUUGCAAGUCAACCCUGCCAAAUGCGAGCUUGUGGCGUGUGGAGGGGCCGCAGCCACUGUGGACAUGAGCUUCUUCCCACCCGGCAUUCCCCUCAACCAAACCGGGACCUUCAGCCUUUUGAGGGCGCCCAUUGGAGACGGUAGUUUCUGCAACCAGUUCACAACAUCGGAGCGAGUUGCCAAAGCUUUGCCACUGUUAGACGCUUUGGCUGUCUUGCCGGAUGCCCAAACUGCCCUCCUGCUCCUCCGCCACUGUGCCUCCCAUUGUCGGAUGGCUUACUCCAUCAGAGUCACCCCUCCUGAUGGGCUCGGCCCCUCCCUGGAAGCGUUUGACAAUGCUGUUAGAGGAUGCCUCGAAGUGGCUUGCAGCGGGCCCCUCACUGCGGAAGCGUGGCUCCAAGCAACACUCUCCACUCGGUGUGGUGGGCUCGGGCUCCGCAGCGUGGCCCGGCACAGUGUCGCCGGCUACGCUGCGUCUUUGUGGGCUACUGCGCCACUGUGCAAAGAUAUGGAUCCAGGCUACGACCCUGACUUCAAUGCUGCUCUCAACCUGGUGAACAUGGCCCUUCCGCUCGCAGCCCCUGCUCCUGGUCGGGAAGCCUUUCGGGCGCAUCUUCAGCUCUUGCAGCAAGAAGGCGCGGGGGCGUGGCUCCAUGCUCUCCCAAGCGCCGCCUUGGGGCUUCACGUGGUGACCCCGCUCUUUCGGACCAUGGUUCGCUUGCGGCUCCGCUUGCCGGUGUCUGAUUCUGACACCCCUUGCCCCCUCUGCGAUGGCACCUGUGACAGAUUUGGUGACCAUGCGCGCGUUUGUCCCUGUGGCGGCGAUCGGGUCAAGCGGCACCAUCAGCUCAGAAACGUCUUGGCAGGGCGGGCAAAAACAGCAGGUCUUCAGCCCGAGGUUGAAAAGCCCAACCUCCUACCUCCACGCCCUGAACUUCAAGGUGGCCCAGAAGAUGGGGAGCGACCCUGUGGCGGUGGUCGCCGGCCAGCCGAUGUCUGGCUCCCCAACUGGCACCUACAUGGUCCAGCUGCGUUCGACAUUGCCGUCACUUCGGGCAUGAGACAGAGUGUUCUGACUGCAUCCGUGACAGAUGGCAGCAGAGCAUCUACGGACUAUGAAGCACGGAAAUGCCAGCAUCUAAGCACUUUGGAAGCCUGCACGAGUGAAGGGCUCCAGUUCGUCCCGCUCGUUGUUGAAGCGUGCGGUGGUGGCUGGGGGCCCAUUGCUUUGAAAACCUGGCGCUCCUUGGGUGAGGCGAUUUCCGCCCGCACUGGUGAAGGCAGCUCUGUGGAAUCGCAGCGCCUCCUUCAAUCUUUGGGCAUCGCGCUGCAGCGCGAAAACGCUAGAGCUGUCUUACGGCGCCUGGACUGA
Molecule: messenger RNA, 3447 nt
Organism: Cladocopium goreaui
Lineage: Eukaryota; Dinophyceae; Suessiales; Symbiodiniaceae
Source: the annotation of a GenBank genome assembly